AUGGCGAACCCCCGUGUCGAGGAGCUCCCUGCCGACGAGCCCACCAAGAACACCACCGUCGAGGAGCAGGAGGAUGAUGUCAGCGACGAUGACUCUGACGUCGAGGAGGUCGGAGGCGACCUCCCCGCCGGCUCCAGCGGUCUCGUCCUCUCCCGCAACGAGAAGAAGGCUCGCAAGGCUAUUGAGAAGCUUCACUUGACCCGCGUCCCCGGAAUCACCCGUGUCACUCUCCGCCGCCCCAAGAACAUCCUCUUCGUCAUCAACCAGCCCGAGGUCUACAAGUCCCCCAACAGCAACACCUACAUUGUUUUCGGUGACGCCAAGAUCGAGGACAUCAACGCUGCCGCCCAGCAGGCCGCCGCUUCCCAGCUCGCUCAUGCCGCGGCUCAGGAGGACCACUCCGGCCACAACCACGGUGACUCCGGCAAGGGCAAGGAGGUAGCCGAGGAUGAUAAGAAGGAGGAGGAAGACGAGGAGGAGGUUGAUUCCGAGGGCAUCGAGGACAAGGACAUCGAGCUCGUCAUGACCCAGGCCAACGUCUCCCGAAACAAGGCUGUCAAGGCCCUCAAGGAGAACGAUAACGAUAUCGUCAACUCCAUCAUGGCACUGAGUAUCUAG
Molecule: messenger RNA, 618 nt
Organism: Parascedosporium putredinis
Lineage: Eukaryota; Fungi; Ascomycota; Sordariomycetes; Microascales; Microascaceae
Source: the annotation of a GenBank genome assembly